Molecule: messenger RNA, 3687 nt
Organism: Epithele typhae
Lineage: Eukaryota; Fungi; Basidiomycota; Agaricomycetes; Polyporales; Epitheliaceae
Product: multidrug efflux transporter AcrB transmembrane domain-containing protein
Exons: 16
Coding region: 1-3687 (1228 amino acids)
Cellular component (GO): membrane
Source: RefSeq, a predicted model, not a curated record
AUGGAGGUUCUUCGGCCGGAUACAGUCCUUCGGAAUGGGGGUCGCUGUGCCAUGCGAGGAUCCUGCGGGCCAAAAGAGAUGUUUGGGAAGCCUCUCCCUUGUCCAUAUGACGGUUCACCAUCUGAGGAUGACGUCGACCGGGAACUGCUCACGACCCUGUGCGGUGAAGACUUCGCCCAAGGACCCGUCUGUUGCAAGACGGACCAGCUGCAAGUCCUCCGAGACAACCUCGGACUGGCUGAGAACCUCAUCUCUGCAUGCCCGGCAUGCCGGAACAACUUCCGCAAGUUUUGGUGUUCCUUCACAUGUUCACCAGACCAGAGCAACUUCGUGCACAUCACCGAGACACAGAAAUCCUCCACCGGCAAGACUGCAGUCAAGACCGCAGACUUCUUCGUCUCGGAGGAGUUCGGAAACGGAUUCUACGACAGCUGCAAACAGAUCAAGCUCGGAGCUACCAACGGAUAUGUCAUGGACCUUCUUGGUGGUGGCGCGAAGAACUACCACGAGUUCUUCAAGUUUAUGGGCGAGGAGAAAGACAUGGGCAGUCCUUUCACAAUCAACUUCCCCUCACCUUCGGCGGACGACGCCCCUGCGCUAAACGCAACCGUGCGUAAUUGCUACGACAGCGACCUGGGCAGCAAGUGCACAUGCAUAGACUGCGAGCAAGUAUGCCCAGCACUUCCUACCCUCCCCCCUCCCGGAGCCGCGCCCACCUGCCAUGUCGGCUACAUUUCCUGCCUCACUUUCAUUCUCGUCAUUUCGUAUGGUGUUGCCGUUUCGCUCUCGUACGAGCGUGUAGCCCUUUCCUCCGACACCGACUCACAGCACGUCGUCUCCCCACGGACUCAUGCACGAGGCCUCGUUGGCGCAUCUUCCUUGGCCCAAUACAUCGACGGCGAAGGAUCCACCGGCACACAAUCUGAAUCCCGUCGCCUAGGUCGUGGUGCCUCUCUACUCGACCCCAUUGAGACCGUACAACCUCGCCACUACCGCCUCAACAACUUCCUCCGUAGGACCUUCUACAGGAUCGGUCUAUUCUCGUCCACCUACCCGUGGCUCAACUUCGCCAUUGUAUUCUCCAUCAUGGGUUUACUCAACCUUGGCUGGAGGCGGUUUGAGAUUGAGACGGACCCGGUUCGCCUAUGGGUUGCCCCAGACUCGGAAGCCAAGCUGCAGAAAGAAUUCUUUGAUGAGCACUUCGGUCCUUUCUACCGUAUAGAACAAGUCUUCGUGACCUCCACCAACGGCACCUCCCUCGACGACCGUGAGUCCGUUCUAUCAUGGGAACACCUUCAAUACUGGGCGGAAAAGGAAGCUGCUAUCCGACAACUCCGCUCCUCACCGAACGAUUACGUUCUCGACGAUCUAUGCCUCAAGCCUGCAGGUCCAGACGGUUUCUGUGUCGUGCAGUCUAUCAUGGCAUGGUACGGGAACGACCUCUCCGACUACGACCCGGACACAUGGGCGGACCGACUUGUAGGAUGUGCGCAGCAACCGGUUAACUGCCUACCAGACUUCCAACAGCCACUCACACCCGCACUUGUUCUCGGCAAGGUGCCCGAAAACGAGGAUGGAGAGAAGGGAUACCUGGAUGCCAAAGCCCUCAUUAUCACCUUCGUGGUUCGCGGUACGCUGGAUCCCGUCGAGGAGGCCAAGGCAAUGGAAUGGGAACCUCAGCGUAGCGCACCAGAAGAGGCCGGUUUGGAAAUUGCAUGGUUGGUAGGCGUUUCCAUUGAAGAGGAGAUCAACAAGAGCACAAACACGGACAUAAAGAUUGUCGUCCUCUCCUAUGUCGCGAUGUUCUUCUACGUCGCUUUCACUCUUGGCAACGGUUCAAGCAUCCGUGACGAAGAUGGCCCCUGGGCCUCUAUGUCGCUGUGGGCCCGAAAUCUCCCCAAAUUCUUCUCUCAUGGGACCGCCUCCUCAACACUUUCCCUCGAUUCACGUACCACUCCCACAGUCUUCCCUCGCCUUCCUCGCGGUCUGUUCGUCGGGUCCAAAUUCACGCUCGGACUUUUCGGCAUCGCGCUCGUCAUCCUAUCCGUCUCCUCCUCCGUGGGCUUGUUCUCCUUCAUUGGCGUCAUCCCUUUCCUUGUUCUCGCCGUUGGUGUCGACAAUGUCUUCAUCCUUGUUCACGAGCUCGAUAGGCAGAACCUCCUUCAUGGCCCCAACGCUACUACGAGCAUUACUCCUGUCUGGACGUACUCCGACACGCCGAUGAGCCCUACUCAGUCACGCCGCGGCUCCACGCCACAGUACCUCGGCCCCGAAGAACGUGUCGCAAGAACCCUCGCGAAAAUGGGCCCGUCCAUCUUGCUCAGUACGGUCACGGAGACAACGGCGUUCGCCUUGGGUGCGCUCGUGCCUAUGCCUGCCGUGCGGAAUUUCGCGCUGUACGCUGCAGGCAGUGUGUUCCUGAACGCGUUGCUACAAAUCACCGUGUUUGUCAGCGCGAUGGUCAUCGACUUGAGACGUGUCGAGGCCAGUCGUGUGGAUUGUGUUCCUUGCCUGAGGCUACCUCCACGGAUCGUUCUCCUUGAGGCACCGCCAACAGGCAGCGGCCUCAGCCUCAUCGCCCGCUUCAUUCGAAAGCGGUACGCUCCUUUCCUCCUCAAACCGGCUGUCAAGGGUGCAGUCUUGUUGAUUUUCGGGGGUGUCAUGGUCGCGUCUAUAAUUUCCGUGCAGAACAUCAAACUCGGAUUUGAUCAACGCCUUGCGUUCCCUCCGGAGUCAAACUUGAUCAAAGUCUGCGGUCGUUUCACCACUUGCGAUCCACUGUCAGUAGCGAGCAUGCUGGAGCUGGAACGCGGUCGCCCAGAGGUUUCGUACAUCGCUCAGCCCGCCGCGUCCUGGCUCGACGAGUACUUCAACUGGCUCGACCCAAACAAGGAGAAGUGCUGCCGGGACCAUGAGCCCGCAUGGAACAUCACGAUGGACGGCCUCCCCGAGGGCGACGAGUUCAUGAUGUACCUCAAGCAAUGGCUCGCCGCGUACGGCGACGCGCUCGCGCUCACCCCCGACGGCGCCGCCGUGGCCGCCUCGCACUUCCGCACGUACCACACCCCGAUGAAGGGCCAGGCCGACUUCAUCAACUCGCUCGCCGCCGCGCGUCGCGUCGCGGACGACCUCGCGGCGCAGACGGGCGCGCAGGUCUUCCCGUACUCGCCCCACUACGUCUUCUUCGACCAGUUCGCGCACAUCGUCGCGAUCACCGAGCAGAUCCUCGGCCUCGGCCUCGCCGCGGUCCUGUUCGUCACCGCCCUCCUGCUCGGCUCCUGGCGCACGGGCACGAUCGUCACGGGGGUCGUCGCGCUCACCUUCUGUGCGCACGUCGCGCGUGCAUUUAUGAGCGCCGGCACCGGUCUCCCUGUGGACCACCCCGCGGGGCAGAAGGAGCGCGACGAGCGGAUGUGGAUCGCGCUGGUGGACGUCGGUCCUUCGGUGCUCUCUGGCAUCACUUUCACGAAGCUGAUCGGCAUGUGUGUGCUCGCCCUGACCCGCUCUAAGUUCCUAGAGAUCUACUACUUCCGCAUGUGGAUUACGCUCAUCAUCUCCGGCGCGUUGCACGGAGGGUCUGGUUUCCCUCAGCAGGAGGCCGACGAAGAGUGGAUGUCUCAUGCUAUUCGCAACGAUUACGAAUACACGCCCUUCUUGGCAGACGAUGAUUCAGUUUCGAGCGACUAA